GCUGAGCAGACGCUGCGGCAGAAGGCGCAGGUGGAGCAGGAACUGACCAAGGUGAAGCUGCAGCUGGAUGAGACGGACCACCAGAAGGGCAUUCUGGACGAGGAGCUGCAGCGGCUGAAGGAGGAGGUGACCGACGCCGUCCGGCAGAAGGCCCAGGUGGAGAAGGAGCUCUUCAAGGUCCGGGUGCAGAUGGAGGAGCUGGCAAAGCUGAAGAGCCGGAUCGAAGAGGAGAACAAGGUGCUGAUCCUCAAGGACAAGGACAACACGCAGAAGUUCCUGGCGGAGGAGGCCGAGAAGAUGAAGCAGGUGGCGGAGGAAGUUGCCCGGCUCAGCGUGGAGGCCCAGGAGGCUGCCCGCAUGCGGAAGCUGGCCGAGGACGACCUGGCGCAGCAGCGGGCGCUGGGGGGGGAGAUUGAGAUGCUGCAGAAGCAGAAGGACCUGGCGCAGGAGCACGCCAAGCGGCUGCAGGAGGACAAGGAGCAGAUGCAGCAGCGCCUGGCCGAGGAGACCGAGGGUUUCCAGAAAACCCUGGAGGCUGAGCGCCGGCGGCAGCUGGAGAUCACGGCCGAGGCCGAGCGCCUCAAGCUACACGUGGCGGAGAUGAGCAUGGCCCAGGCCAAGGCCGAGGAGGAAGCCAAGCGGUUCAAGAAGCAGGCAGAGGAGAUCAGCGAGAGGCUGCACGAGACCGAGCUGGCCACGCAGGAGAAGAUGACGCUGGUGCACACUCUGGAGAUCCAGCGGCACCAGAGCGACCAGGACGCAGAGAAGCUGCGGAGGGCCAUUGCCGACCUGGAGCAGGAGAAGGAAAAGCUGAAGCAGGAGGCGGCGCUGCUGCAGCAGAAGGCGGAGGAGAUGCAGGUGGCCCAGCAGGCGCAGCUCCGCCAGGAGACACAGCUCCUCCAGCAGACCUUCCUGACAGAGAAGGACACCCUGUUGCAGAAGGAGAAGUUCAUCGAGGAGGAGAAAACGAAGCUGGAGAAGCUCUUUAAAGACGAGGUCGACAAAGCCCAGAACCUGAAGGCGGAGCAGGAGCGGCAGCAGAAGGAGAUGGAGCAGGAGAAGCAGCAGCUGAAAGCCAUGCUGGACGAAGCCAAGAAGCAUCAGCAAGAAGCAGAGGAAAACGUCCGGCACAAGCAGGAGGAGCUGCAGCAGCUGGAGAGACAGCGGCAGCAGCAGGAGAAACUCCUGGAAGAGGAGAACAAGAAGCUCAGGGAGAGGCUCGAGCAGAUGCAGGAAGAGUACAAGGCCGCCCUGGCCCAGACACGAGAAAUCAUGAUCCAGACGGACGACCUGCCUGAGGAGGCAACGGUUACGAUGAUGCAGGUGCCAGAUAUCAAAGCUGUGCCCAACGGCAGAGACGCGGUGGAUGGCUUAGCGCAGAACGGGGAGCCGGAGUUUGCAUUUGACGGCAUCCGUCAGAAGGUAUCUGCAGAGAAGCUGGCUGAUGCCGGCAUUUUGAGCAAGGACAGCUUAGACAAGUUGGCGAAGGGCGUCGUGAGUGUUGGAGAGCUCUCACAGAGGGAAGACGUCAAGAAGUACCUGCAGGGCAAGAGCAGCAUUGCUGGUUUGUUAAUCAAACCCACCAAUCAAAAGAUGAGCAUCUAUGAAGCCAUGAAAAAGAAGCUGCUCAGCCCAGGCACCGCGCUGGUCCUCCUGGAAGCGCAGGCUGCCUCCGGCUUCAUAAUUGACCCUGUGCGAAACGCGAGGCUCUCGGUGAACGAGGCGGUGAGAGAGGGAGUGAUUGGGCCAGAACUGCACAAUAAGAUGCUGUCUGCUGAACGGGCGGUAACCGGCUACAAGGAUCCUUACACGGGCGACAAGAUCUCCCUCUUCCAGGCCAUGAUGAAGGAGCUCAUCGUCAGGGAGCACGGCAUCCGCCUGCUCGAGGCCCAGAUCGCCACCGGCGGCAUCAUCGAUCCUGUCAACAGCCACCGCCUGCCUGUAGAAGCUGCCUACAAGCGGGGCUACUUCGACGAGGAGAUGAACCAGGUCCUCUCCGACCCCACUGAUGACACCAAGGGCUUCUUCGACCCCAACACACAGGAGAACCUCACCUACCUGCAGCUCAUGGAGCGGUGCGUGACUGACCCAGACACGGGGCUGUGCCUCCUGCCGCUCACUGACCAGGCGGCCAAAGCAAGAGAGCUGGUCUACACGGACAAAGAAGCUAAGGAUGUCUUUAAGAAGGCCACAGUGACGGCACCGUUUGGCAAGUUCCAAGGGAAGACGGUGACCAUCUGGGAAAUCAUCAACUCUGAAUACUUCACUGAGGACCAAAGGCGGGACCUGAUCCAGCAGUACAGGACUGGCAAGAUCACGGUGGAGAAGAUCAUUAGGAUCAUCAUCACGGUUGUGGAGGAAAGCGAGAAAAAGAGCCAGAUGUGCUUCGAGGGCCUCCGGGCCCCUGUGCCUGCUGCUGAGCUGCUGGAAAGCAAAAUCAUCAACAAGGACCUCUACAACCAGUUGCACCAGGGCAAGAAGUCUGUGAAGGACGUGGCGGAGAUGGAGUCUGUGCGGCAGUACCUGAAGGGCUCGGAUGCCAUUGCUGGCGUCCUAGUGGAGUCGACCGGCCAGAAGCUCACCUUCUACGACGCCCUGAAGAGAAACCUGCUGAAGCCAGAGAUUGCCCUGUCCCUGCUGGAAGCGCAGGCUGCCACCGGCUAUAUCAUCGACCCUGUGAGGAACAAGCUGUUCUCUGUCGACGAGGCGGUGAAGGCCGAGGUGGUGGGGCCGGAGUUUCACGAGAAGCUGCUGUCCGCAGAGAAGGCGGUGACUGGCUACAAGGAUCCCUAUACGGGCCAGACGGUUUCCCUCUUCCAAGCGCUCAAGAAGGGCCUCAUCCCCAGCAAUACCGGGGUCCGUCUGCUGGAUGUCCAGCUCGCCACUGGAGGCAUCAUUGAUCCUGUGAACAGCCACCGGCUCCCACUCGAGGUCGCCUACAAACGGGGCUACUUGGACCCAGAGAUAAAUGAGGCUCUGUCCGAGCUCCGAGAUGAUGUCAAGGCUUUCUAUUGUCCCAACACCCAAGAGCACCUCACCUACACCCAGUUGCAGAAGAACUGCCACCGUGACAAGCAGACUGGCUUCUGCCUGCUGCCCCUGUCAGACAAAGCCAUCCAGUCUCAGCAGGAGGAGGUCUACACAGACAGCCAGGCGAAGGAGUGCUUUGACAAGGCGACUGUAGAGGUCCCAGUGGGCAGCAUGAAGGGCCAGACAAUGACCAUCUGGGAGCUGAUCCACUCUGAGUACUUCACGGAGGAGCACAGGCGAGAGCUCCUCCGACAGUACAAGACUGGCAAGGUGACCAUCGAGAAGAUCAUCAAGAUUGUCAUCACCAUCAUCGAGGAGGCAGAGACCAAAAAGCAGGAGAAGCUGACGUUCAGCGGUCUCCGGGCACCUGUACCUGCCAGCGAGCUGGUAGAGUCCUGCAUCAUCAGCAAAGCCCAGUACGAGCAGCUGAAGGAAGGCAAGAAAUCAGUGAAGGACCUCUCCGAGACAGAUGCGGUGAGGAGAUUCCUGCAUGGCAGCGAGUGCAUUGCUGGCGUCUACGUGGAGGCGACCAAGGAGAAGCUGAACAUCUAUGAGGCCAUGAAGAGGAACCUGCUGAGGCCCAGCACUGCUGUGGUCCUCCUGGAGGCCCAGGCAGCGACCGGGUUCUUGAUCGACCCUGUGAAGAACCGGAAACUGUAUGUCAACGAGGCCGUGAAGGCUGGUGUCGUUGGGCCUGAACUGCAUGAGAAGCUGCUGUCCGCUGAGAAGGCUGUCACUGGGUACAAGGACCCCUACUCGGGCAAUACCAUCUCCCUCUUCCAGGCCAUGAAGAAAGGACUCAUCGUCAAGGAGCACGGCAUCCGCCUACUUGAGGCCCAGAUUGCAACCGGCGGCAUCAUCGACCCAGUCAACAGCCACCGCCUCCCCGUGGAGGUGGCCUACAAGCGGGGCUACUUCGAUGAGGAAAUGAACCGGACCCUCUCUGACCCCACCGAUGACACCAAGGGCUUCUUUGACCCCAACACCCACGAGAACCUCACCUACCUGCAGCUGAAGGAGAAGUGCAUCGAAGAUCCUGAGACGGGCCUGUAUCUGCUGCCUCUGCGGGAGCCUGAGAAGCCUACACUGGUGGAGACCACCCAGGUGUACACGGAAGCAGAGACGCGGAAGGUGCUUGAGGAGACACAGGUGGACAUCCCCGUGGGCAGCAGGGCGGGCUCCUCCAUGUCACUGUGGGAGAUCAUGCACUCAGACCUGCUGCCUGAGGAGCAGCGGAAGCAGCUCAUGGAGGAGUUCCAGUCAGGCCGUGUGUCCAAGGAGCGCAUGAUCAUCAUCAUCAUUGAGAUCAUCGAGAAGACUGAGAUCAUCAGGCAGCAGAAUCUCACAUCCUAUGACUACGUCCGGCGCCACAUCACAGCCGAGGACCUCUAUCAGGCCAAAAUCAUCUCUCUAGACAUCUACAACCUGCUGAAGCAGGGCUCCAAAACCUUCCGGGAGCUCCUGGACGUGGAGACUGUCUGGAAGUACCUCUACGGGUCGGGCUGUGUGGCUGGCAUCUACAUCCCCUCCUCCAAGCAGAAGCUCAGUAUCUACCAGGCACUGAAGAAGGGGCUGAUCAACUCCGAGGUGGCCCGCUCCCUCCUGGAGGCCCAGGCUGCCACCGGUUUCAUGAUUGACCCCACAAAGAAUGAGAUGCUGACCGUUGAUGAAGCGGUCAGGAAAGGCGUGGUGGGGCCUGAAAUCCAUGACCGGCUCCUGUCUGCAGAGAGGGCCGUGACCGGUUACAGAGACCCGUACAGCGAACAGAAGAUUUCCAUCUUCCAGGCCAUGAAGAAAGACCUCAUUCCCAGCGAGGAGGCCCUCAAGCUCCUGGAUGCUCAGAUAGCCACCGGUGGCAUCAUCGACCCGCACCUGGGCUUCCAUCUGCCCCUGGAGGUGGCCUACCAGCGGGGCUUCAUCAACAAGGACACGUAUGACAUGCUGUCCGAGCCCAGUGAGGUGCGAAGCUACGUGGACCCGUCCACGGAGGAGAAGCUCAGCUACACGCAGCUCCUGAAGCGGUGCCGGAAGGACGAGAACAGCAGGCUCCUCCUGCUCCCACUCUGCGACACGAGGAAGCUCACCUUCCGGGGGCUGCGGAAGCAGAUCACUGUGGAGGAGCUGGUCCGUUCGCAGGUGAUGGAUGAAGCCACCGCCCAGCGCCUCCAGGAGGGCCUCACCUCCAUCGAGGAGGUCUCUAAGAACCUGAAGAAGUUCCUGGAGGGCACCAGCUGCAUUGCUGGCGUAUUUGUGGACUCCACGAAGGAGCGGCUGUCUGUGUACCAGGCCAUGAAGAAGGGGAUCAUCAGGCCAGGCACCGCCUUUGAGCUCCUGGAGGCGCAGGCAGCCACGGGUUACGUGAUUGACCCCAUCAAGGGCCUCAAGCUGACAGUGGAGGAAGCUGUGCGGAUGGGCAUUGUGGGCCCCGAGUUCAAGGACAAGCUGCUCUCUGCUGAGAGGGCAGUCACUGGCUACCGGGAUCCCUACUCCGGAAAGCUCAUCUCCCUCUUCCAGGCCAUGAAGAAGGGUCUGAUCCUGAAGGACCACGGGAUCCGCUUGCUCGAGGCCCAGAUUGCAACGGGAGGCAUAAUCGAUCCUGAGGAGAGCCACCGCCUCCCUGUGGAGAUUGCCUACAAGAGGGGCCUCUUCGACGAGGAGAUGAAUGAGAUCCUGCUGGAUCCCAGCGAUGACACCAAGGGCUUCUUCGACCCCAACACUGAGGAGAACCUCACCUACCUGCAGCUCAUGGAGCGGUGUAUCACUGACCCAGAGACUGGCCUCUGCCUCCUGCCCCUGAAGGAGAAGAAGCGGGAGAGGAAGACCUCCUCCAAGUCCUCUGUCCGCAAGCGGAGGGUGGUGAUCGUCGACCCAGAGACGGGCAAGGAGAUGUCCGUGUACGAAGCCUAUCGCAAGGGCCUCAUUGACCACCAGACCUACCUGGAGCUGUCGGAGCAGGAGUGUGAGUGGGAGGAGAUCACCACCUCCUCCUCUGACGGUGUGGUGAAGUCAAUGAUCAUCGACAGGCGCUCGGGGCGCCAGUACGACAUCGACGAUGCCAUCAGCAAGGGCUUGAUCGACCAGUCAGCCCUGGACCAGUACCGCUCGGGCACCCUCUCCAUCACCGAGUUUGCAGACAUGCUCUCUGGCAACAUGAGCGGCUUCCGGUCGCGGUCGUCCUCCGUGGGAUCAUCCUCCUCCUACUCCGUCAGCCCAGCCCCCACGCGAAUGCAGAUAUCCAUGUGGAGCGACCCGACCGAGGAGACCGGGCCAGGACACGGACAUCUGGAGAAGGUGUCCAUCACGGAGGCGAUGCGCCGCAACCUCGUGGAUAACAUCACAGGGCAGAGGCUGCUGGAAGCGCAGGCCUGCACCGGGGGCAUCAUCGACCCCAACACCGGGGAUAAGUGCUCCGUCGCCGACGCAGUGAACAAGGGCCUGGUCGACAAAAUCAUGGUGGACCGCAUCAACCUGGCGCAGAAGGCCUUCUAUGGCUUCGAGGACCCACGGACCAAGACGAAGAUGUCGGCGGCCCAGGCCCUGAAGAAGGGCUGGCUGUACUACGAGGCCGGGCAGCGCUUCCUGGAGGUGCAGUACCUGACAGGGGGCCUGAUUGAGCCCGACGUUGAGGGCCGCGUCUCCUUGGACGAGGCGCUGCAGAAGGGCACCAUCGACACACGCACGGCCCAGAAGCUGCGGGACGUGAACACCUACUCCAAGUAUCUCACCUGCCCCAAAACCAAGCUCAAGAUCUCCUACAAGGACGCGAUGGACCGAAGCAUGAUCGAGGACGGGACCGGCCUGCGGCUGCUGGAGGCCUCCUCCCAGUCCAGCAAGGGCUACUACAGCCCCUACAACGUCAGCAGCGCUGGCUCCACCUCCGGCUCGCGGUCGGGCUCCCGGACCGGGUCCCGCUCAGGCUCCAGGCGAGGUAGCUUCGACGCCACUGGCUCCGGCUUCUCCAUGACCUUCUCUUCCUCCUCCUACUCUUCCUCGAGCUUUGGGCGCAGAUACGCCGUGGGUCCCCAGAGCACCGUGGAGGCGGCUGCCCUUGCCCUCGCCUUGUCCCUCCCGAGCAGGAGCUGCAGGCAGGAGGCAAGCGGGGAGCGCCCCGGGCUGUGUGGGCCCCCACUCCGCGUGGCCUGAAACCUGCCGGCCCCUUCCGAGGAACCCGCCGCCUCACCUGCUCCGCAUGUGGCAACGCUGCUGGCUAAUCACUAGUAUUUUUUUUUAAUUUUUAAACUCCAUUCUUCUUCCAAAGCAGUGCCUAAAGUUUAACCAAAAAGACUAGACUAAUAUAUUAAUAUAUACGAUUGUUCUGACAGUAUUUGUAUAUUAAGAGAUGAGAGAGAACACACUACCCUCCCAUAUCUGCCGCCCCGGGAGCCUGCUGCCGUUCCUGCCCUCU
Pygoscelis adeliae (Adelie penguin) is the source of this 7435-nucleotide messenger RNA. Its product is annotated as plectin-like. NCBI's taxonomy places the organism in Eukaryota, Metazoa, Chordata, Aves, Sphenisciformes, Spheniscidae. The record is from RefSeq and is a predicted model, not a curated record. Gene Ontology annotation, molecular function: cadherin binding; structural constituent of cytoskeleton; structural constituent of muscle. Gene Ontology annotation, biological process: intermediate filament cytoskeleton organization; wound healing; hemidesmosome assembly. Gene Ontology annotation, cellular component: cytoskeleton; sarcolemma; hemidesmosome.